This is a messenger RNA of Paramecium sonneborni, 1622 nucleotides long. The record is from the annotation of a GenBank genome assembly. Lineage: Eukaryota; Ciliophora; Oligohymenophorea; Peniculida; Parameciidae.
AUGGGAAUAUGUCAUUCAUAACCUAAAUAAAAAACAUCGAAAGGGGAAGAUAACACACUUGGUUGUUAAAAUCGUAUAGUUUCUUUUAAUUUAAAUAGCUCCAGCAAUAGCUACAAGUAGAAAUUCAAUGUCCAAAAUAAUAAUAGAUAAAAACAAAUCUCAACAACAAAAACUGUAUUUGGAGAUCAAAAAGGAUAAAAACCAAAAUGGAUAGAAAUCUCCAACAGCUUCCAAAACUCCUUAAAUCAUUACAUAAAUUAAAUAACAUAUUUUUGAUUUUCAAAGUGGGUUUUUUAAAAAAUAUUCAGCCUUAAAGAAUUAAAGUAAAUCAAUACUAUUAACCUAGAAUCUGAAUAAGUUUUGAUAUACUAACACAACAUUACUGGAUAAUUAGCUAGAGUAACGCUUUUAUAAAUUGAUCAAAUGGAUGAUUUAAACUUUUUUUAAAAACUCAAAUUUUACAAUUAGGUAUUAUUUUGAUAUUAUUUUUAGAAAUGCUAAAAUAUCUGUUAAAUCAUUGAAACUUAUAAAGAAAAGAAUUUAAUCUAUUUAGUUCAAGAAUAUUGUAAAGGAGGUACUCUCUCUACUUUAAUUAAAUAAAAACCUUUAAAUUAUUAAUAAGCAACUUUAAUUAUCUAAUAAAUUAUUAUCGCAGUUAAUUACAUUCAUAAUUAAAAUUUAACUCAUUGUCAUCUCACAAUUGAUUCUUUCUCAAUUUCAGAUUAAAAAAACCUUUAUGUCAAAUUAUCAGAUAUUAAUCCUAUUUUUUAAUCUAAUUACUUAAAUACAAUUGAAGAUAAAUGGUUAAAAGAAGAAAUUUUAAGAUAUUAAUCUCCAGAAUAAGGUAACAAUAGUGCUAGAGAUGUUUGGUCUAUUGGUAUCAUUUUUUAUUAAUUAUUAACUGGAUAAAUUUUAGAGAUAGAAAAAUAAUCAAAUAAACAUGUUAUUAUGAAUUUAGACAAUAAAUUAGAAAAUAUAGAAAAUGAAGCAAAAGAAAUUCUUUUUAAAAUGUUAGAUGUUAAUCCAGAAUCUAGGAUUACUUUGAAAUAAAUAUAAGAGUAAUGUUAUUUUUUUUAAGCCAUUAAUUCAAAUUCUCUUUAAUAAUGCAUUGAAAAUUUGGCUAAUGUAAAAUAAAUGACAUACUUUUAAAGUAUUAUUCUUUAUUUUAUGAUGGUAACAUUUCAUACAGAAGAAGUAUAAAUCUUGACAUAAUUAUUUGAUGAAGCUGAUAAAGAUGCAGAUAAUUAAUUAAAUAAAAUUGAAUUAACUAAUCUAUAUAAAGUUAUAAUACCUGAAGACUAAGAUUUUAUAAAUGAACAAAUUGAUAGAAUUUUCCUAUAUAUGGAUGUUGAUUAAAGUGGAAAAAUCUCAUUGAAUGAAUUUAUUACUGCAGCUGCAAAUAAAAGUGAUCUCUUGAAUGAUGAUUAUCUUCAAAGUUGUUUUAAAUAAUUAUAAAACUAAAAAGGAGGUAUAAGUGCAAAAAGCUUAAAAAGAAAAAUAGAAAUUGAUGAACAAUUAGUCAAUUAGGAAAUUAAGGAAGUAACUUAUGAUUAUGUAACAAAAUUAAUAAACUUUAGAUUUACUACCCUCAAUUUAAAGAGAUUAUGUCUGCUCUCCUUUGA